AUGCAGCGUGCGCUGUGGCGGCGGCGAGAUGCAGCAGGGGCGGUGGUGCCGCACUUCCGUCGCGAUGCGCCCCGCCAUGCGAGACCUGGAGCUCGCGCCGCCAGCUCGCAAUCAGUAAACAGCAGCAGCGAUGUGCAUGCCAGCCCCAAUGAGGGCUCGCCCGGUGUGAAAGGCAGCGCAGGCGCCGCACCCGCUUUCCCCCGCACUCCGCAAGCGCCCCGCGCAGCGGCGCCAACCGUGCCGUUUGAGGCGGCGGCUGCGGCCGUGCUGGAGGGCCGCAGCUUCAUGUGCACCAUGUGCGGCAAGUGCUGCACCAUGGAGGACGACGGGGAGGUCUGGGUAUCGCGGCAGGAGGCGCGCAGCAUCGCGCAACACCUCGGCAUGUCAGAGGCUGCCUUGUUGGCUGAGCACUGCCUGGAGCGCGACAGCGACGGCCUGGCUGCACCACCCGGCUGGUGGCUGCUGCAGUCGCGGCGCUCGCCGGACGGCAAGCUGCACUGCACCUUCCUGGACAGCGAGACCAAAAUGUGCCGCGUCCACGAGGCGCGCCCCGUCCAGUGCAGCACGUACCCCUGGUGGCCAGACCUCCUGGCGCAGCCCGGCGUCUGGGACUGGGAGAAACAACACAUUUGCGAGGGCCUGGACCAUGCGGAUGCGGGGCCCUUGGACAAAGAGGCAGCUACCCAGCAGCUGCGGCGCGCGGUGACGCACGAGCUGGCCAAGAGGCGGGCGAGGGAGGAGGGCGCCGCUGCAGGGGCCCGCAGCGGCGGCGGCGGCGGCGGCGGCGGCAGCUGA
Messenger RNA from Monoraphidium neglectum, 795 nucleotides. RefSeq lists its product as hypothetical. The record is from RefSeq and is a predicted model, not a curated record. The transcript has 6 exons. NCBI's taxonomy places the organism in Eukaryota, Viridiplantae, Chlorophyta, Chlorophyceae, Sphaeropleales, Selenastraceae. The coding region runs from base 1 to 795 and encodes 264 amino acids.